Egretta garzetta (little egret) is the source of this 1773-nucleotide messenger RNA. RefSeq names its product RAP1 GTPase activating protein 2 (gene RAP1GAP2). The annotation marks the transcript as partial. Gene Ontology annotation, cellular component: cytoplasm; plasma membrane. Gene Ontology annotation, molecular function: GTPase activator activity. NCBI's taxonomy places the organism in Eukaryota, Metazoa, Chordata, Aves, Pelecaniformes, Ardeidae. The record is from RefSeq and is a predicted model, not a curated record. The transcript has 15 exons. Gene Ontology annotation, biological process: activation of GTPase activity; regulation of small GTPase mediated signal transduction.
GAUCAUUUAAAUUUUUAUUGUACAGCCAGCAGCCUUGGAAAUCUGAUCCUUUCUAUUAAGUGCGAGGAGGCAGAUGGCACGGAAUAUUUAAGGAUUAUACUCAGGUCCAAAGUGAAGACGUUGCAUGAAAGGAUCCCCCUGACAGAAUUUAGCAAGAUCCCUAGUAUCCCCCAGAUUGCAAAGUUCUUCUGUGAUGACGCCUCCGGGCUGAAGUUUAACCCAGUUCUGUACCCCAAGGCGUCCCAGAUGAUAGUGUCCUACGAUGAACACGAGGUCAACAAUACGUUCAAGUUCGGCGUGAUCUAUCAGAAGUUCAGGCAGACCCAGGAGGAGGAGUUGUUCGGCAAUAACGAAGAGAGCGCUGCCUUCAAGAGCUUCUUAAGUUUUCUGGGAGACACCAUAACGCUCCAGGACUUCAAAGGUUUUCGAGGGGGUCUGGAUGUCAGCCAUGGGCAGACGGGAGCGGAGUCUGUGUACACGGUGUUCAGGGACAGGGAGAUAAUGUUUCACGUCUCUACCAAGCUGCCUUUCACCGAAGGAGACACGCAACAAGUAAGGGGGACGAGCUUCCUUUGGCACAUUGGCAAUGACAUCGUGGCCAUUAUCUUCCAAGAAGAGAACACGCCGUUCGUCCCGGACAUGAUCGCCUCCAACUUCUUGCACGCUUACAUCGUUGUGCAGGUGGAAAACCCCGAGACAGAUAAGGUGGCGUACAAGGUGUCCGUCACCGCCCGGGAAGACGUCCCCUCCUUCGGCCCGCCCCUGCCGAGCCCACCGGUAUUUCAGAAAGUAAGAGAUGAGAUGGGAAACAUGUUCCGAGCUAUAAAAAAAAAAUCAGUGUGUGUGUCCGAGAUGUUUCCAAGCACGCCUGACCGGACGCGGGCCGCCUUGUUGGACAACCUUCACGAUGAGCUCCAUGGGCACACGCAGGCCAUGCUGGGGCUGGGGCCCGAGGAGGACAAGCUGGAGAACGGGGGUCACGGGGGCUUUCUGGAGUCCUUCAAGGUAAACCCCCGUCCCUUGCCAACGCACAACAGCGGUGAGGUGACCAAGACCACCUUCUCGCCCCCCGUACCAGCAGCCGCUGCCAAGAACCAGUCCAGGAGCCCCAUCAAGCGCCGCUCGGGGCUGUUCCCUCGCCUGCACACGGGCUCCGAGAGCCAGGCGGAGAGCAGGACGAGGUGCGACAGCGUUUCUGGAGCCCAGAAGACACCAGAUUUGGGGCAUUCUUCUCAAGAGAUGAAAUCUGAAACGUCCUCCAACCCCAGCUCCCCCGAAAUCUGCCCCAACAAAGACAGGCCGUUUAUUAAGCUGAAAGAGAACGGGAGGUCGAACAUCUCCCGUUCCUCCUCGAGCACCAGCAGCUUCAGCAGCACAGCGGGGGAGAGCGAGACGCUGGAGGAGUACGACAGCGUGGUAGGCACCAACCCUGCCCCGUGGCGCGCUCGGGACCCCGUGGCGUCCUGCCGCCUCCGGCCCUUGGAUCUAAAGAACAGAAACUCUCCCAGGUCAAACCUGAAGUUUCGCUUCGACAAGCUCAGCCAGGGCAGCUCCAGCACGAGCCACUAGCAGGAGGAGACACCCACCGGCCUGUGAAAGAGAAUUUUUGUUUCAACAAAGGGAAAACUCUUCAACGUCCCGGCCGCGGGCAGCGAGGUGCCCUCACCUCCCGGCUGCACCCCUGCACCGGGAAGAAGCUCUCACCUUGCCGCGGUCUCUGCCCCGCCAGGGACCCAGCCACCUUCCCACCGGGUGAACCCCUUGGCAGCCAGC